Molecule: messenger RNA, 2637 nt
Organism: Mesorhabditis belari
Lineage: Eukaryota; Metazoa; Nematoda; Chromadorea; Rhabditida; Rhabditidae
Source: the annotation of a GenBank genome assembly
AUGCAGAAAAGGGCGCGAGCGGUGGAAACGCAAAAACUCCGACGCACUUUCAAGGCGCGCACACGAAUCGCUGAUCAGGAUGGAAUGUCUUCGGGACUAGCCUAUUUGCGUUUGUGUCUUUUGUGGUUGACGAUGAUCUCGCUCGACGUUUUGGUCGGUUUCCGCUUCGAAUUGUUGUGGCCAUUCUGGCUCUUCUUGCGUGCCAUCUUCGAGGCCGUGCAUCGCAGUGGGAAUGCCGUCGUCGCUCUCUCCAAUCACAACAAUGCGCAAAUGUCAAUAAUAUUUAUCUGCGUGACGGCGACAUCCGAUCUGAUAUGUUGGUUAUUCAUACCGGUGCGAUUCUUGAUAUUCAUCGCCAGCACGUAUGUGUGGCUAAACCUCGUGUGGCACACGAAUGGCGGUUUCGUGCGCACCGUGUCUAGUAUGUUAGCGGAUCGAUCGCAGGGUGCUCCGAUCAUAUUUCUAUGGGGAUUAUUUAUUUUUGUAGAGGUAUCUGUCCGGUUGAGGUGCGACUAUCUGGCGUUGAGUCGAGACGGGCCGCUGGGCUUCAUUUUUGGGGUCUCACACUCGCAACUCGUUAGUUGUCACCAAGUGCAAGGGAUGGCGCCGGUAUUUCCGCGAGUGAUGAAUGAAUUCUUCGGUGCUCACUGCAUUGGGUAUCCACUUGUGAUCAUCUCGUUCAGUUUGCGAUAUUAUUUCAAAGAAUGGCGAUUGAGGCGAAAGCAAGAGGAUGUGGCGAAGAAAAAUGAGGUGCUGUAUAAAUGUUUGACCGAGGCGCUACCGGCCGUCUACGAGGGUCCGAAACAAUAUCGCUUGGAGGCCGAGUCGCUGGAUUACGAGCUAAACGGUCCCACCGAUGUGCCGAUGUUGUUGCCGGCCACGAAUGCGAAUGGAGUUGCAAACGGAGCUCUUUCAUCUGCCGCUCCAUCUUCUGGUGGCACGACGACAACGGCGAACAAUCGGAAAACAUCGAUACGACCCGCUGGGAAUACGACAACGACGAAAGGUCGAAAGAGAAAAGAAAAACAAGACGGAAUCACACAAAGGACACCGCCUGAGGCACGAGCCGGCAAACAAGAAGCCUCGUCCCAAAUCACGAAUGCAACGACGGCGGGCAAUUCGCCGUGCUGGGAGGAAAACUCGCGAAGAGGCGGUUUAAUCCAAAUGUUGUGGUCGGGAUUCCAUUGGAUGGUGAUGAUGGUACAAAAGUUGACCGAGUCGCCGGCUGAUGCAGAAGAUGCAAGCUCAUACAAUGACGAGGAUGAAGAGGACGAUGAUAGCUCGAUCGAGGAUGACGACAACAACAAGAAGAGGACGAAUCGAAACCAGAUGGAGAACACAAAGCAACGAGCGACAACAACAGCUGCACAAGGGCGAAAGAAAGGCGGAGGAGGCCAGAAUAAAUCUAGUCAACAAGCAAAAGCGUCUAGUCAGACACAGGCGGACGAGAAGGGUCGAGCAAACGGUUCGACUCCAGCUGCCGCAUCGCCUCUUGUCGUCGCUUCGGCCAUUUCUUCAUCACUGACGAAUGGGCACGCAAAGAGAGAGGACAGUGUUGAUCACAAAAAUCGACGAACCGAUAGUCGAGGACCGUCAAGGGAAACGAUCAAUGAGGAGACGAGGGAGAACAACAAUCAUGCACAGGGAUGUGACGUCGAGCUGUCUCGUGUCCGCACCGAGUUGCGUCAGGCAAAAGAUGUCGAGGCGGAUCUUCGUCUUCAGUUGAGCGUCUCGGAAAAUGACACCACUCGAGCCAAGGCCGAGGCCACGCAAUUUCGCUCACGACUCGAACAACUGCAAGCUAGAUUCGGCAGCGUCGAGAAGGUACGCGAUCAGGAACGAACGAGCGCCGGGCAGCUGGAGAAAAAAUACGCCGAGUUGAUGAACAGGAAAAAUGAUGUAGAGAAAGAGCUACAAGCGGAGAGACGCCAGCGGCAAGAGGACAACAAUAAGAACAAGAAUCGAUCCGACAUUUCACAGGAACAACGUGAAAAAGAGGCUCGACUCGAGGCCGAAGCUGAUCGUUUACGUACUGAAUGUGCGGCCAAAGAUGAUGCUUUGAUGACAAUGCAGCGGGAUCUUCAACAAUUGCGCGAGUACAAAGAAAAGAACGAUGUUGAGGGUUUACACAUGGAAUUGCGCAUAGUUCGCGAGAAGAAUGCUCAUUUGGAGGACGCGUUGGCUGCCGAGAAUAAGCUGAAGUUGGAGUUGUUCCGUGCACUCGGAGAGGCGAAAUCGGAAAAUCACAAGCUGCAAGGUCAAUUGGAGUCGGCCCGCGCGAUCUCGGCUCAAGCAACUCCUCCACAGGCACCCACAAAUCCAUCGCCACCACUUCGUGUCGCCGAGAAAGCUCUGCCACUCUCGCAUGCGUCUGUCGGCGGUGGAAGUGGUGGAAUGGCUCCACCAUCUUAUGAUCACAUCAUGGCCGCUAGCUAUAUGAACAAUAUGCCCUACUCGUUUGCAUCAUCGCCAGCUCCAUCACCAACCGGCGAGCAUCAUCUCUUCGACACGCAUAGUCCUCUUGGAAUGCCCCGCCCUCCAUCGGGUUCAUCGGCCGAAUAUUCUCUCAAUCCGAUCUCUCAGCAUUUUGGCGACAAAUUCGGCUCUCAUCUUUUGGCUCCCGGCAAGACGACCAAU